Messenger RNA from Drosophila albomicans, 1164 nucleotides. Its product is annotated as mitochondrial uncoupling protein 4-like. Bases 141 to 1109 code for a protein of 322 amino acids. Gene Ontology annotation, biological process: mitochondrial transport; response to cold. Lineage: Eukaryota; Metazoa; Arthropoda; Insecta; Diptera; Drosophilidae. Gene Ontology annotation, cellular component: mitochondrial membrane. The record is from RefSeq and is a predicted model, not a curated record. The transcript has 2 exons.
CUUUAUUACUGACAUACAAUUCAAAUUAGGGAUAUUCCAAAAAUAUAUGUAAAUUAUUUUAGUUAAUGCAUUAAAACUACGUUCUUGGACAACCAUUCUAAGAAAUUAUAGUAUUAGAAUAGUUACACUUAAAAACAAUUAUGGAAGACAACAGUAUUGAAAUUCCGCCGUGUUUUGUAUCCACGAAUAAGAAGACUCCGUUUCUAGAGCUGUACGUUACCUCAGUCAUAGCGGCCAUUACAGGCGAGACCAUUGCCUAUCCAUUCGAUGUGUGCAAGACUCGUAUGCACAUCCAAGGAGAAAUCGCCAGCAAAACGGCGACUCCUCUCAAAUAUCGUGGAAUGUUUGGCACAGCGCUGGGCAUAGCCCGGGAGGAGGGUGUACUCAAGUUGUACGGCGGCCUUACGGCCAUGAUGCUGCGCCAUUCCACAUUCACCGGCCUCAAGAUGUUCUUCUACGACAAUCUACGGGAAGUGAUGGUCACCAACGAUGCGGAGGGUAAGCCGCAACUGGGCUUUCUACGCGGCGCCUUUUGUGGCAUGACAGCUGGUGCACUUGCGAAUAUAUUGUCAUCGCCCGUUGAUCUCAUCAAGAUCCAAAUGCAAAUGGAUGGCAAGCGUCAACUUAUGGGCGAACCUGCGCGUAUUAAAAACAUAUUUCAGGCAUUUGGCUCCAUUUAUUCGGUUGGAGGUAUUCCCGGUCUGUGGAAGGGCACGGUAAUAAAUGCCACUCGCGCAGCUCUGGUCACACUGGGCGAUCUUAGCGCCUACGAUCUGAGUAAGCGUCAACUGAUGAUUCUGCUGAAUUCGCCCGAUAAUCGACUUAUACAAUUUAUGGGGGCGAUGAUAGCUGGUUUCACCAGUGCGGUUCUUAGCACACCCGCAGAUGUGGUCAAGUCUCGAAUCAUGAAUCAGCCGACCGAUGAAAAGGGUCGUGGUCUGCACUACAAGGGCACAAUUGACUGCUUUACCAAGCUCUAUCGUGACGAGGGUUUCUUCGCCAUGUAUAAGGGUUUUAUGCCAUACUGGUUACGUGUUGGCCCUUGGGCGCUGGUCUUCUGGACAACCUUUGAGCAGAUCCGAAGAUUCCGCGGCGACGAGGGCUAUUGAAAGUGUCAAAAUUUUAUGUGUAUAUUAUGUAAUUAUGGAAAUAAAAGUUUUAAAU